Rosa chinensis is the source of this 873-nucleotide messenger RNA. RefSeq names its product leucine-rich repeat extensin-like protein 3. The transcript has a single exon. The record is from RefSeq and is a predicted model, not a curated record. NCBI's taxonomy places the organism in Eukaryota, Viridiplantae, Streptophyta, Magnoliopsida, Rosales, Rosaceae. The coding region runs from base 285 to 698 and encodes 137 amino acids.
CGCAACACCACCCUCCUCCUGCUACUACAAGAAACAUCCCAUAAGAACACGUCUCCCUCACUCAAAAAUUUUCUCAAAGCCUAACGCCCUAACCCAUCAAACCCCCAAUUCUAAAAGAAAAAUCAAAGACCUAAACCCUUUCUUACCCUAUUGACUCUCCCGUGCACCCCCUCUUAACGUAAUAAAAGACUCUCUCACACGCCAUUUCCUCCCAUUUUCUUCCAACUCUCUCCUCCACUCCGCUCCAGCUAAAUAACCAAACUGAUCACAGAGACACUCCAAUAAUGACACACUGCUUCAAGUUUCUCAGCUUGUUCCUUGUUGCUGUGGCCCUUUUAGGAGGAGGAGCUUCGGUUCGAGCCCAAGACGGCAGUGAGAAGUGCGGUUCAUGCGCUACACCCAGCCCCCCUCCGCCGUCUCCUCCGCCGCCAUCACAGUGUCCACCUCCACCGGCGCUUCCACCACCAACACCGGUUCUUCCCCCUCCUUCCCCCAAGAAUCCUCCACCGUCCACUUCGUACUGCCCUCCUCCGCCGUCGUCGUUGAUUUACAUCACCGGUCCUCCCGGGCAGCUGUACCCUGUUGAUCAGGACUUUAAUGGUGCUCAUGGAGUGAGGAACUCGGUCGGCUUACCAAUUCUGCUCGGACUCGGAUUGCUGGUGUUCUGGCGUUUUGGUGAGCAGGCCGGACUUGAUUAAUUGGAUUAUAAUAAGGUAAGAUUCAGAUGACAAGGGACAUAGAAUUUGUUCUUUUUUUUUUUUUUGGUAGUUUAAGGGAAUUAAAGGGCCCGAGGGUUGGGAAUUGUUGCUCCAUCUCAAUUGUGUAUUUUUAAAUCUUCAAUAACAAACAAUCUUUCAGUUUCAAUUCUAUCAA